Molecule: messenger RNA, 1556 nt
Organism: Pistacia vera
Lineage: Eukaryota; Viridiplantae; Streptophyta; Magnoliopsida; Sapindales; Anacardiaceae
Product: BTB/POZ and TAZ domain-containing protein 4
Exons: 6
Coding region: 298-1443 (381 amino acids)
Molecular function (GO): protein binding
Source: RefSeq, a predicted model, not a curated record
CAAGCUCGUCUCUAUCUUCCGAUUUUUCGGAAGACUGACAGGUAGACAAUCUAUAAAGCUCAACAAACUCAACAAAUUUUUAUAGUUUCUCUUCUGUGUUCUUCAUCCAGAGAGCGAGAGACACCAAUAUUCUAGCUUAAAUUUUUUUCUGAUAAACUUUGAGAAGCCAACGAAUUGUACUGGCAGGGUAAACGGGAAGUGAAUUCGAUUUUCCAAGGCCACUGCAUUACGUGAAUCUGCUUUUACUGGAAGAACAAUAGAAGAAAAAAGAAAAAGUAGCUUGAAAAUAUACCAUACAUGAUGGAGAAUGUUCAAGUGGGAUCUCCCCAAGUUGCCAAUGGAGUUGUUCCAGUACCGCCUCCAUUACCUGGUCCAACAACCAGUUAUAAUCAAAAGGGGUUAUUGAUGAAUGGAUCUCCAUUAAGAGGGUACAGUUGUGUCUCCACAGCAACAAAAGAUUUAUGGGAGAAUCUCUUUGACUCAGGCUACAAAGCAGAUGUUAUUAUUAACACAGAUUAUGAUGGCAUCAUCUAUGCCCAUGCUAAUAUUCUUGGCAUUGCUUCUCCUACUAUGAGAGGGAUCUUGAAGCAAUCAAAAUGUCGCGGACGUCGGCGAUCUCUCUCAAUUCGUGGUGUUCCACCAAAUGCGGUUAAAGUUUUUAUAAGAUUCUUGUACUCUUCCUGUUUUGAGAAAGUAGACAUGGAGGAUUAUGUCUUACAUCUGUUGGUUCUGUCUCAUGUGUUUGCGGUUCCUCGGUUAAAGCGGGAGUGUGAAUGUCAACUAGAGCAAGGUUUGCUCACCAUAGAGAAUGUAGUUGACAUAUUUCAGCUGGCAUUACUAUGUGAUGCCCCAAGACUUGGCCUCAUUUGUCACCGUAUGAUCCUCAGAAAUUUUAAGGCUGUUUCUGAGACUGAAGGAUGGAAAAUCAUGAAGCAAAGCCACCCUAUGCUUGAAAAAGAGCUUCUGGAGUCCAUGAUUGAUGAAGAAAAUAGGCAAAAGGAAAGGGUCAGAAAAUUGAAAGACAGGAAGAUCUAUUUGCAACUGUAUGAGGCAAUGGAGGCUCUUGUUCAUAUAUGUAGAGAUGGUUGUCGGACAAUUGGUCCAUAUGAUAAAGAUUUCAACGAGGAUCAGGCACCUUGUAAUUAUGCAGCCUGCAAGGGACUGGAGUUACUCGUUCGACAUUUCGCCGGUUGCAAGUUAAGAGUCCCUGGAAAAUGCAUCCAUUGCAAAAGAAUGUGGCAGCUCUUGGAAUUACACUCUCGUCUCUGUGCUGAUUCAAGUGCGUGCGGGGUUCCUUUAUGCAGCAAUUUCAAGGAUAGGAUGAAGAAACAAGGCAAGAAGGAUGAGAUCAAGUGGAAAAUACUUGUGGAAAAGUUAUUGAGGACAAAGACCAUUGGAGGAGCUCCUUCUUUUUCAAGGGCACUUUCUAGCCAUUUAAGAUAGUGCUAUUCUGCUGUAAUUAGCGCAAAUAUUGUAAAUUUAUUGCAUUUGCCUGUUUGUAGAAGUAUUUGUUCCAAAAGCACUAAACUUAGUCAAAAUUUAUUAAUUUAUAUCAA